CCCAAAGUAAUUAUCUAUCGCAUCUGCAAAAAUGCCUGGUGUUCCUCCCAACGCGCUUUCCGAGCUCAAGGCGAAGUUCAAGAAGCUCCUUUCCAAGAAGUCGAAGAAGACAGAAGAUAAGCCUGCGGAGACCAAGCCAGCAGAGACAUCCACAAAUGGCGCUGCUCCAACGGAAACUGCACCUCCUGCCGCUGAGCCUGCUCCCGUAGCUGCCCCAAUCGAGACUAAAGCUGCCGAACCUGCCGCUCCAGUCACUGAAGCUCCUGCUACUACUGCCACUGAAGAGGUCAAGCCUGCGGUGGAGCCUGCUAAGACCGAGGAAACUCUUACUCUCGACUCCACCCCCGCUCCCGUAGUCGAAGAGGCAAAGAAGGAAGAGCCUGCUGCUACCCCGGCACCAAUCGCAGCCGCAUAAAUACGCCCACCUGCAUCCCUUAUCGCAUCGAAUAUAAACAUUUUGUUACGUCGUUGCGACUAUAGUAUGAAUGGAGAGGAGAGUUAGUAAUGGCAGGAGUUCUGAGGUCGGAGUGGACAGGAUAUCUGAUACGUUCGUUCUUCGAGCGAUCGUCAUUGGCGGUGGAGCUUUUACUUUCUCUAAAUACCCCCUUUACGAUGCACGGAU
Molecule: messenger RNA, 622 nt
Organism: Mollisia scopiformis
Lineage: Eukaryota; Fungi; Ascomycota; Leotiomycetes; Helotiales; Mollisiaceae
Exons: 5
Coding region: 32-415 (127 amino acids)
Source: RefSeq, a predicted model, not a curated record